AUGGUAAAAAUUAUCACACCCCUCGAAAAUCGAGAAAAUACGAUAACAACUCGUUCUUAUGCUAGAAUUGGUCUUAUAGGAAAUCCAUCAGAUGAUUGUAAUUUAUCAUUUGAUUCAAUUGAUCAUUUAGUUGAAAUAUCUAAAAAUAAAGGGUACGAUGAAAAUUAUUGUUUAUUACAAGCUACUUGUAAAGUAUUUUUAGAAUAUUGUUUGAAAAAUAACAUCAUUCUUAAUCAACGAGGUUUUUCAAUUCAUUUUAUUACUAAUAUACCAAGACAAGUCGGUUUGGCGGGUUCCUCCGCUAUCAUAUCGGCAUUUUGGAAAGCCUUAAUGUUUUUUUUUAACAUUUCUAAUAAAAUCAUUCCAUUACCUAUACAAGCCAAUUUAAUUCUUUCCGUUGAAAAUGAUGAAUUAAAUAUUUCUGCUGGGUUACAAGAUCGUGUUAUUCAAGUUUAUGGAGGAUUAAUAUAUAUGAACUUUGAUGAAGAUCAUAUGAUAAAACAUGGUUUUGGAAUUUAUGAAAGGUUAGAUGUUAGUUUAUUACCAAAAGGAUUAUGGAUUGCUUACGAAUCAAAUCCUAGUGAUUCCGGUAAAAUUCAUAACGAUGUACGAAAGAGAUAUGAAGCAGGUGAUCGAAAAACAAUUGAUUCGAUGAAACGAUUCGCAUCAUUUGCCGAGCAAGCACGUCAAAUUUUAAUUAAUAAUAACAGAUCAAAGAGGAAAGAACUUGCUAAACUUAUGAAUAAAAAUUUCGAUUUAAGACGCGAAAUUUUUGGUGAUCAAUUUUUAGGUCAAAUGAAUUUACGUAUGAUUGAAUUGGCUAGGGAAUGUAAUUUUGCCGCCAAAUUCACUGGAUCUGGUGGUGCAAUUUUAGGACUUUGGAAUGGUGACGAUGAUGAUGAUUCAAAAAUGUUAGUAAAUGCCGAAAAAUUAAAAAGUGCAUUAGAAAAAGAAGGAUUUUUUUUUUGUUGGUUAAACUCCAAAGAAUGA
Molecule: messenger RNA, 990 nt
Organism: Funneliformis geosporum
Lineage: Eukaryota; Fungi; Glomeromycota; Glomeromycetes; Glomerales; Glomeraceae
Source: the annotation of a GenBank genome assembly